Molecule: messenger RNA, 2148 nt
Organism: Closterium sp. Naga37s-1
Lineage: Eukaryota; Viridiplantae; Streptophyta; Zygnematophyceae; Desmidiales; Closteriaceae
Source: the annotation of a GenBank genome assembly
CCGGCCUCCCCACUGCCCGCUCCUUCUCCCUACACUGGUCCUACUAGAGGUCUUGCUGAGCGUCGUGAGCCUGCGUCUCGCCCUGCGUCGCCUGUCCGUGCUGCUCGCACUAGUGGUCGUGGUUCGCGUCAGCGUCCUCCUCCUGUCCCUGGCACGCACCGGAUGUCUCUGCGUCCGUCCACUGCUCCUCUGCGUGCACCUUUGCCUUCUCCUCCUGAGUCCUCUCUUCCUGCUCUUCCUGACCCGGAGUCGGACUCUCUUCGUGCUGCCAGUCCUGCUGUCACACGUCUCCUUGCUACUGUCGUCACUGACCCCUCUUUUGAGUCCACUGCUGCGUCUGCGCUUGUUGCUGAGCUCGUCGACUUUGCUGCUCGCUGUCGUCUAGACUACGCUGCCGGUCUUGUUGCUGAGUCUGCGUCUGUCUGUCCUCCGUCCGUCGGGGGUGAGUGUGCUCUUGGCACGGACGUCCUUGAGGACAGGCAGGAGGAGUUCCGGUGUCUGGCUGCUGCUUCACCUCAUCUCGCGUCCGUACUACUUGCCCCUGAGGGAGACCCGGAUGCACUAGACAUCCCGACUCCGCGCUCUUACGCGGAGGCCGUAGAGGGUCCCUACUCCUCUCAGUGGCAGGCAGCUAUGGAUGCAGAGAUGGCGUCCUGGAAGUCCACAGGCACCUACGUUGACGCGGUUCCCCCUCCUGGGGCGAACAUCGUCAGUGGCAUGUGGAUCUUCAGGGUGAAGCGGCCGCCGGGCUCUCCACCUGUCUUCAAGGCGCGGUACGUCGCUCGUGGCUUCAGUCAGCGGCAGGGAGUUGACUACUUUCAGACCUUCUCUCCCACCCCGAAGAUGACCACUCUUCGGGUGCUGCUGCACAUAGCCGCUCAGCGCGACUACGAGCUCCACUCUCUUGACUUCAGCACAGCUUUCUUGCAGGGUAGCCUGCACGAGGAGAUCUGGCUGCGCCGUCCACCUGGCUUCACUGGGACUUUUCCUCCUGGCACCCAGUGGAGCCUCCGACGGCCAGUCUACGGUCUCCGCCAGGCACCGCGUGAGUGGCACGACACACUGAGGACUACGCUUGCGGCUCUUGGGUUUGCUCCCUCUACUGCUGACCCGUCGUUGUUUCUGCGCACCGACACUUCUUUGCCGCCGUUCUACGUCCUCGUGUACGUCGACGACUUGGUCUUUGCCACAGCUGACACUGCUGGACUAGCCUACGUGAAGUCCGAGCUGCAGAAGAGACACACGUGCACAGACCUGGGUGAACUGCGCAGCUACCUUGGCUUGCAGAUCACUCGGGACAGAGCACGCCGCACCAUUACCUUGACUCAGUCACACAUGGUGCAGCAGGUCCUUCAGCGCUUCGGCUUCACGUACUCCUCGCCUCAGGCCACUCCUCUGUCUACUCGCCACUCGCUCUCAGCUCUGCCUUCGGAUGAGUCCGUAGAGUCGAGUGGCCCGUACCCAGAGCUUGUUGGCUGCCUCAUGUACCUGAUGACCUGCACACGACCUGACCUUGCAUACCCUCUUAGCAUUCUUUCACGCUAUGUUGCUCCUGGGAGACACCGACCAGAGCACAUGGCUGCAGCGAAGAGGGUGUUGCGCUACUUGUGCAGUACGUCGGGCAUGGGGCUAGUGCUUGGAGGGCGGAGUCCAGUGGUCCUCACUGGGCACGCGGACGCUUCUUGGGCAGACGACCAGGCUACACAGCGGUCGUCGCAGGGUUACACCUUCAGUCUUGGUUCCGGCUCUGUCUCGUGGCGGGCUACUCGCUCGUCCUCUGUUCUCAGCUCCAGUUGUGAGGCUGAGAUCUACGCCGGGGCCAUGGCUGCACAGGAGCUUCGCUGGCUCACCUACCUGCUGACUGACCUUGGAGAGCCGCCUCGUUCUCCUCCAGUGUUGUACGUAGACAACAAGGCCAUGCUGGCCUUGUGUCGAGAGCAGCGCUUGGAGCACAGAACGAAGCACAUUGCUCUCCGUUACUUUCUUGCUCGUGAGCUGCAGCAGCGUGGUCAGUUGCGACUUGCGUACGUGGCCUCUGAGGCCAACACUGCUGAUGUGUUCACCAAGGCACUUGCGCCUUGUGACCAUCAGCGCUUCUGCACCCAGCUGGGUCUUGUACCUGUCUUGCCUCACUUGCUCUCUUCUUGA